Messenger RNA from Porites lobata, 234 nucleotides. NCBI's taxonomy places the organism in Eukaryota, Metazoa, Cnidaria, Anthozoa, Scleractinia, Poritidae. The record is from the annotation of a GenBank genome assembly.
GUCCACAAGACACUUAAGUUUCACAGUUUUCCAGAGAACGAAAAAAUUAAGUGAAAAUUGAUAUCUGCUGUCAGUUUAAGGACAAGUUGUAAGUGGCAUGUAAGCCAUUGUGUGUGUAGCUCUCAUUUUCACGGUCGACACAUGUAUGGAUCUACCAAUAUUCCAGCCAUUUUCGCGAGAAGAGACCUCAAAAUGUGGCCAGUCGACAUCUCUCACCUUCUGGUAAAAGAAGCG